Messenger RNA from Hyla sarda, 3679 nucleotides. RefSeq names its product chordin like 1 (gene CHRDL1). NCBI's taxonomy places the organism in Eukaryota, Metazoa, Chordata, Amphibia, Anura, Hylidae. The transcript is spliced from 12 exons. Gene Ontology annotation, molecular function: protein binding. Bases 183 to 1478 code for a protein of 431 amino acids. The record is from RefSeq and is a predicted model, not a curated record.
UCUACACACUCUGGCUGCAACUGACUUCCCCAGGGACAACCAAGGAGCUCCAUACUGAAGCACAGGACUGCACUUUGCAACAGAGACAUUAGAAGGACACUGGAUUAUUUAAUAAAAAAUCUGCUAGGAAAGACCUACAGCAGACUCUGCCUAGAAAGCCUGAACUGUCUAAGCAUAUAAAGAUGGAAGAGAAAUAUACUUUUUCUUGCCUUUUAUUCCUGCUUCUCAUGGAUGGCUGCAAAUUAGAACAUGUUAAGAAUUCUGAGACCUACUGUGUCUUCCAAGACAGAAAAUACAGAAUUGGCGAGAGAUGGCACCCUUACCUGGAACCAUACGGACUUGUAUAUUGUGUUAACUGUCUGUGCCGGGAGGGUGCAAAUGUAUUGUGCAAUAGAGUGAGAUGCCCAAGUCUUCACUGUAGUAAUCCAGUCUAUAUUCCACAACUGUGCUGCCCACGAUGUCCAGGGGAUGGGAUGUUGUCUUUUGAGCAUCAUGAAACAGAGACAUUUCGACAACCGGCUAACAGAGAAGCACGGCAUUCUUAUCAGCGCUCCUAUGACCAUUCAUCCGGCUCAAGUGCUUUGAGACAGGCCAUAAGCUUCCCCAAACACCCCAGUACAAGAAGUAACCGCCGAGUAGUCGCUGACCCCCAACAAGCCUCAGGAACUAUUGUACAGAUAGUCAUAAACCACAGUCACAAGCAUGGGAAAGCUUUAGGAAAUUUUAGAGAAGAUGUUUGGAGAAGACGACUACUGCUGCUGAUUAAGCGGGAUAUGCAGAAGGCGAGGAGGAAAAAACAAAAAUGCAAAAAAUGUUGGCUGUGUCCUUAUGGUCAAAAUGGACUGGAGCUGUCAGGUCUCAAGCAACAUCUGUUUAUAUUUGCCAUGUUCCCUGCAGUAUGUGUCUCUAAUGGAAAAACAUACUCCCAUGGAGAGUCUUGGCACCCCACCUUGCGAGCCUUUGGAGUGGUGGAAUGUGUGCUGUGUACAUGCAACUUCACUAAACAAGAAUGCAAGAAAAUCAGCUGUCCAGAGGAAUACACUUGUAAAAAUCCUCAGAAAAUAGACGGCAAGUGCUGUAAAGUAUGUCCAGAGGAAACCCCAGACCCUCAGUCAGGUGACAAAGAUUAUCUAUGCGAGGAGACCAUCCCUGUCUUUGAAUCUGUAUUGCUAGAGGAAGGAGAGACCAUCAGGAAAAUAGCAGUGGUGACAGAAGAGCCCCCAGUAGCAGAAAUUCACUUGUGGAUAAUCCAGAAAGGUGUUCUGCGCCAGUUUUACAUAGAAAAAAUGUCUAAGGAAGAAUUUGAAGAUCAGCAGGAAUUUAAACAGAUAACACGGACAACAGCAAGCCAGUGGAAAAUCUUCAGUGAGGGUGAAGCUCAGAUCAGCCGCAUGUGUGAAACUCGAAUUUGCCGGACAGAACUGGAAGACUUGGUGAAGGUUCUGUACCUGGACAAGACUGAAAGGGGUCAUUGUUGAGAGCAAAAACAUUGAAGGGGAAGAGAAAACCAGAGGCUGCCUAAAGACAUUGGAUUUGUAGCCGGACUGCAAGCUGAUUCUGCUUAAGUCAACAUUGUCGCCAAACCCAGAAUGUAGGGACUAUUAAGCAUGGUGUGUUGAAGAAAAGUAACUGGCAGAUCCAAAUGUGUAGGAGUCUGUGAGCAGUUAAAUGCUUCCUCUUAUGCCUUAGAGGGUUGGCAUCAACUGUGAAAAAAACACAGGUUUCUUCUUUAUGAGAAAUAAAAUGUUUAUUUGGAAAGUUAAAAUUAAUGGAAUAAGCAUAACUUAAUAGAAGAACAGAAGACCCAUAAUGCAGAAACGACAGAAUUCAUGCAUAUAUAUAUAUAUAUAUGCCUGUGUCUACUUGUUCAUGCACAGGUUGCCAAGUGUGGCAUUUGAUGAGAAGACGGCACAUUGUAUUGGAGCUUUUCACAUAACCUUGGUUAUGCAAGGGUUUCCAUUCUAAUCUUCAAUGCUUUACUGAGCUUCCAUUGUACAUUUUCUUUGUUGCAGGACAAUCUGACAUUAACAUAAAUUAGAUAGUUUUCUUUAAAAAAUAAUAUCUCCAUUCUAGGCCAAAGCAACAUGGAUUUAACCAUUUAGCCUCAAUAGGUUCAAGCAGUUGUAAAUGUUUUUUUUUAGAUGACUCUUUGUGCCCCUGUAAAUAAAGUGGUUAGAGGCAUACGUUGUACCGAAGUGUGUAAACUAUUAGUUUUAAAAAUGAUUGAGAGUGUUUAAAGCUUGUAUACAGUAUAUAUUUAUACAGGUUUAUAUAGGUUAUCUGUAGGAAUAUCUACAGUUUGCAACAUUUGCCUCUACAACAAAAAAAAAAAAAAUGAUUUGUUGCUUCUUUUUGCUGUACUUUAUCUCCAGGUAACAAUACAAAAUAACAGUUUUGGCAAGAAAUAUAAAAAAAAUAUAUAUUAUAUCAACAAAAAAAGAUAAUGUUUGACCCUUGAGUUGCCCUUGUUAUUAGAAUUGUGUUUGGCCAUUUCUGUAAAAACUGUUUCUGGGGAGUUAUAACCCCACUUUAACCUAAAAAUGUUUUUGUGAUGCCAGUUAGGCUGCAUUCACACCACGAUUGCAGUCUAUGGUUGCCGGUUCUGGCUCGGGGAGGGGAAAACCAGGCACUCUCAUACCCGACCUGGACCGACGCUGAAAUCCAUUUACUUUAAUGAGCCGACCAGAGUCAAACAGUGACUCCGGUCAGCUUAUUUCUGUCCCGUAUCCGGUUUUGUGACCGGACCUAAGAAAUGAGCGAACCAGAGUCACUGUUUGACUCCGGUCUGGUCAUUAAAGUAAAUGGAUUUCAGCGGCCGUCCGGCUGGGGUACGGGAGCGCCUGGCUUUCCUCUCCUCCAGCCGGAUGAGGCAACUGUAGGCUGCAAUCGUGGUGUGAAUGCAGCCUUAAAGCUAAUUUUUUACUCCCCCUAUUUCCCACAUUGUUGUUUAAAAAAGAAUAAAUGAUCAUGAACGUCUAUGAAAACAAACAAACUUUUAAUAUGUAAUAGAAAUAUAAAAUAUAUCUAAAGUUUUGAUUUUGAUCAGUAGAAUGAGUCAGGAGAAGUGUGUGCUUAGUGUUCUUUUCUGUUUUUGUAUAACAUGACCAGGCCAGGACAAUCUAAUGUUGUAAGUCUAUAGGCCUUUCUUGCUCACAUAGACACAGAGUGCUUUCCCUCCUCCUUUUUAGUGACCGUAGGGGAUCUGAACACUCAGACCAAUAAAAACUUUUAAUAUGUCUCUGGGACAAAGUUUUUUUGUUAUUAUUUUAUUUUUUAUAGCGACAAAUACGCUUUAAGCUGCCUGGAAUCAUGCAAGUGUGACAUAGGAGUGGGAUAACUUCAGCAAUACCUGAAUUUUGUAAAUAGAGAUAGACAUUAACACUAUGUAAUUGUGUAAGUAUGUAUAAGUAUUGAUAUUGUUGAGCUUAAUGAAGUGAAGUAUUUAGUACUGUGUGCACUUAGUGUGGGAAUUUUGGCGUGUAAAAAACAUUUACCGUAUGCUUUUAAAGUGUUUGAUUUUAUUACUGAUCAGAGCCAGAUACUGUAUGGUAAAUUUUUUCUAAUGUUUCUAUUUUCUGAUUGUAAUUUUGUAUUUUAUUUUCGUACAUUAAUAUGGAGUUAGUCAUGGCCUGAGCUUAAAGGGUCACUCUCAUUAAAACAAAUUUUUGCUAUUGCACUC